This is a messenger RNA of Pleurotus ostreatus (oyster mushroom), 939 nucleotides long. RefSeq lists its product as uncharacterized. Lineage: Eukaryota; Fungi; Basidiomycota; Agaricomycetes; Agaricales; Pleurotaceae. The transcript has 6 exons. The record is from RefSeq and is a predicted model, not a curated record. The coding region runs from base 1 to 939 and encodes 312 amino acids.
AUGGAUCGCGGUCAAGAUCACGCAGCGCAAGAGGAGCAGGGCACUCAACCAGUUGUGCAUGGCGGGGGGCAGGAGCCUACUGGGACACGAGCGACAACUCAGUCUCACUCUCUGGGACAAACUGCCAGCCCAACUCAAUUGUUGCCCCAGGCAGACCGUCCACAACCGGAGCCGCCGAGGCCUAUUCUUUUACCCCCCUCCAUCCCUCAGGCACCUCUCCAAGACAACGAUAACCUAAAUCCAGCCAUUAAUCGCGGGGGUGAGCCCCUACCAACUACCCAAAAUGUCACCGCGCCAGUGGAGAGGCUAGAUGAUGAUCACGGUUCAAGAGACUCGUCGCCUGGACAUCGUCCCAACCAACCCAACCCUAUUUAUCCAAGAUAUCCGCAGCGUUUGGCAGAUCCUGGGUUAAGUCGAGUAAACUCUCGGCGAUCUGGUAUUGACUGGAUUGUACCGGUGGAGGAACGGAAAGAACUGCCUCCUCGUCCAAAAACCUUGGGAGAGAGAUUGCAGAAAACAAUUGACCACGCAAAUACCGAAUGUGAGAAAUAUGCUGUCAGAGCCAAAUUAACGGCGUACGCGCUCAACAUUGCUAUCGGAAUGCAAGUACUGUUAGGGGCGUUGACUACUGCGGUCUCAGCUGCUACAUCCGGACAUAGUGUUGGUUGUACGUCCAUCGCUACCUCUGUUCUAGGUGGCCUCGCUACACUGGUUGCAUCGUAUCUGGCUCGUGCACGAGGUUCAAAUGAGCCAGAGCUGUCAAUCACACGAGUUAAGGACCUGGAGCAUUUUAAACGAGAAUGCGAAGCUUUCAUCAUGGAUCAUGGCCAUAAAACCGAGGAGACUGGCCCGCUUGUAGACAAGAUGAAUAAUCUACGUUACAAGUUUGAAGACUUGCUAGGUAAUGCCAGUGGCGAGCGGAAGCUGGCUCCGGCGUAA